AUCACUAAAUAUAUUAUGUUUAUAACUUUGUAGUUUGUGUUCCAUUUAUGUCAGAAUCAUAACAAUUUAUUUGCAUUGUUUAAUUAUCUGAAAUACUCUUGUAUUGUAGAUAUUACAAAACUCUUUAAAGAUGUUUUCUGCGCUUAAAAAAUUAACUAAGAGUGGCGAUGACCGCUGUCCAGCACCCAUGCCGAUGUCGUCUUCUUUGCAGAAGAAAUUCUCAAGAGGCGUACAUUUCAACAUGAAAAUUUUAAUUAAAGGAGAUAGAAAUGUCGGUAAAUCUUGCCUUUUACAACGUCUGCAAGGUGGAGCAUUUACAGAGGAAUAUGUUCCUACAGAACAGAUUCAAGUUGCUCCAAUACAUUGGGCUUAUAAAAACACUGAUUAUAUAGUAAAAGUUGAAGUAUGGGAAGUAGUGGAUAAGGGUCGCACAAAGAAAAAACCUCCUCUUGGCCUUAAACUUGAAAAUCAGUCAGCUCCGUCAGCACUCGAGGAAGAACAUGAAACUCCAGUAUUGGAUGCUACAUUUCUGGACGUCUACAAAAAUGCUACAGGUGUCAUAUUAAUGAUGGACAUAACUAAACCAUGGACUUUUGAGUAUGUGGUAAAGGAGCUUACACGUAUACCAGCAGAUUUGCCUGUUGUUAUACUGGGCAACCACUGUGACAUGCAACACCACCGCCAAGUGCAUCCUCAUCACAUAGAACAAGCCAUGUAUCAUGCAAAGAUGACAAGGACUGCUCCAAUCCGUUAUGCAGAGUCUUCAAUGCGAAAUGGUUUUGGUUUACGAUUACUGCACAAAUUUCUAAGUGUGCCAUUUCUAAGGCUACAAAAAACAAGCUUGUUGGAACAGUUGCAAAGAAAUCAAAAGGAUAUGGAGGAAAUUGAAAAGGAACUUGAUGAUUUUCAGAGUUCCGAAGAAUCUCAAUAUAAUGUAUUUUUGGACCGUCUGGCGAAUAAGCGUAGACAGAGUACGGAGCCCGAGACCCGUAUCAAUACCGAACGCUCGCCGAGCAUCGUACUUGGAGGUGGAAAACCUAUUAUACCGCCAAAUGUUAAUCCACUUUUAGCACAAGCCCUUAAUCCAACUGCAGGAAAAAUACAGAUCAAUGAAAAUGUACAAAUGAAACAAAGUCAAUACGUUAGCUCCGAGUUAUUAAAAAGUAAACCCCCAGUUAGCAUGGAUAUGACACCGUCAAAAUUACCUCAAGACAGUGUUCCUAGCACACCAUCCGGUAACAACAUAUCAAUGUCAGGGUCUUCAGGAGCUUUGGACGAGUUCUACGCUGGCACUUUGGAUAGCAGUUUCCUAGAAGACCUCGGACCAAUUAGUAAUAACAACCAGGAAAUAAGCUAUGACACUGAUAGUGAUGAAGAUAACACAAUAAAUCCAAAAGUAAUUGUCGAUGAAGACGAUCUAGACAUUGAGAGCAGUCCACAGAUAAAAACUACAACAGGAAUAGACAAUGUAGAAGUUGAAUCAAGGUCAAAACAUGAUGAUAAUUUGAUAAAUGAAUUUAUGAAGCAAGCAGUCAUAAGUAAGGACCAUGAAGGAAACAGCAGCUUGUCUAUAUUAGGUGAUCAGAAUAUAAAUAUCCAUAGCGACUUUCCGCUGUGGUCUGGGGACUCAAGCGUAAGGAGAUCUCCUGAAGGCGGUGAAGAUCCAGAUAUAGCAAAAGAACCAGAUCUGAAGGCUGACAAAAAACACAAAAAGAAGAAAUCAAAAGAUAAAGAAAAGGGCGAUUAUAGCGAUAAAUCGGAACGUAAGGAGAGAAAACAUAAGCAUAAAAAGACAAAAGGUGAAAAACAGUCGCACCCGCAGGAUGGACUGCUGGCGCCCUCGGCGAGCGCUGCGUUCAACUACGAAGACUACGAUAGCAUUUAAUGUCACUAUUAACAUAGUCACAUAUGUUUAUUGUGUUUACAUAAUGUAUAUCAAUUACUAUUAUAGAAGUGAUACGGCGGCACUUCACUUGGUUAAUCUGUUCACAUGUUCGCAUUUAUUAUAAAUAUGUAGAGGAUCUAUUUGAUUACAUGUUUGCUUCAUUUGGUAUGACCAAUAUGCAUUUAUAGCAAAUACAUCAAAUAAGGUAAAUAUUUGCGAAAACAGUUGGUUCGCUUAAAGCAUCGCUUCGUCUUGGUAUGUCGAAGUUAUUUGCGAUUUCAGUCCAUAGCGUUCUUAUAAGAUUCGCAAAUACACCAAAUAUUUGUUGAAGUGCCGCCGGUCAGUUCAAAAACCAAUCCAGCGCGAUAUACAGACAAUCACACGAAUACUAUAGUCUCAUAUCUUUCACAUUUAUUAAGUUCUGAUAUUCACUAUUACAAUAACAUGAACAUUAUUAUUUCAUUCCUAUACAAGAGAUUAAGAUGAGUUAUAUUAUGUAUUAUUAAUUAUAUAUUAACAGUGUAUAAAGUCUAAAGGUGGCUAACCACGGUGUAUGUUUCUGCGGUAUACACGAUAUUCUUCCCAUUAUGCGUCGGUGCGGGCUGGUCCGCGUCCGUCCGUAAUAUCAUGCAAGGUAGGACGCCACCUUUAGAAUUACUUUAUCACUUUGACAUGUAUUCAAAGCCAUGAAACAGAGAAAUUAAAAAAAGCCUUCCAUUAUUUUCACCAACCCGCAUUGGAGCAGCGUGGUGGAAUAAGCUCCAAACCUUCUCCUCAAAAUGAGGAGAGGAGGCCUUUAGCCCAGCAGUGGGACAUUCACAGGCUGUUUCAGUUCAGUUCAGUUCUUCCAUUAUAGUAACAGCUAGUAUAUUCUUCUCUCCUGUUAAAGAUAACUCGUGGAGCUUUUUCCUGUACGCUCCAAUGUGAGUUCGCAUGUGAUAGAGUUUUAUCUGAUACAUGCUUUCCUUACAUUUUUUUUUAAUUAUAAAUUAAUAUUACCCACAUAGAAAAUUAGUGGUAAAACUAGUAUAUUUUUACACCAAACAAAAACAGAGGUGAAAUAGCCCUGGCUAUUAUUGUUAUUCAAUAAAUCUUAACAGAUUUUAAGUAGACUAAAAUUUUACUUAUUUUGUUAAGUUUUGCUUAUAAUUUUUAUACAAUGUGUAUUUUAAUUUAAAUGUAUAUUUCGUCCAAUUUAGAUAAAGUCAUAGACGGAUAAAUUAUCAUAAUAAAACUGAGAGGGUUUAUUUGUAUAUUAUCUCUUAAUAAAUAAAUGUUAAUGAAUUUGAAUGUGAAUGAAUUGAAAAAUCGGUCUUAGACAAUUGUCUUGACAAAACAAAACGUAAUGCAAUGAAUUAUAGAAUAUUAAGAGAUAAUAUAUAAACCCUAGAGACUUUGACAUUCGAUGCCUCCACCCCAUUAGAAGUGGUUAGAGUAAAAUUAUAUUAUUUUGUCUGGGUGCCUUGUAGAUCUAGGCAUAAAUCCGGGGUUGACAAAACCUAUGAAUUUUAUGUGCUUUUUGCAGAUAUACAAAGUCAGUAGUAGUAGUCAUACAACGAGAUUCACAAACUAUGAUAUAUAUAAUAUGAACCACGUCGUUCACGUCAUACCGUGCAACGUAGCUCCUUACAAUGUCGUGACGUGAUUUUUUACAAUGUCAACGUCGGUUUCCACAACACGUCUUCGCAACGUUACAGGAUGACGCAAUAUGCCACGUUACGUCGUCGUUACGUGCUUAUAUGGGGUAGUCCUUAGAUCUCACAAUUUGCCAUUGAGUCAUUCAUAUUACAAUCAACUGCAACAGGGUUACAGACGAUUUUUUUUCUUAAAUCCGUACAAAAAUAACGCAUAAUCGCAAUAAAUUUCAAAGUCAAUAUAGAAACGAAAACUCAAUUGUACUUGUUACUACUAUUCCGAUUUCAAGCAUGUAAAUUAUAUAAUUAUAAAAGGGGUUUUUUUCAUACUGACUACAUUCCUCAAAAGUGACGUGCAUAUAUGCAUUUGAGGUAACGACUCGUUAUUCAAGCGUCUUUCGGCAGAUUCCACAAAUUCUAAAUACAAAAACCACAUAAACAAGCUACUUUGAUAUAUUUCUAUCGUGUCCCUUUUUGACGAUCGUAAUCGUCAGAAAAAAAGGAUUCUAUAAUAUAAAAUAAGAUAAAAAGGCACUUAAAAUAUAAAAUUAAAUAUAGCUUCGACAUUUAUCGAAUGCACUUUGUCUUGGCCCCAGGUGCCUCACGUUAGCUAUUACUUUAUGCUACGAAAUUUUUUAUUUGUAAUUUGAAUAUAGAUAAGUGUCAUCCAUAAACUUGAUAAUAUAUAUCAUAUCAACCAUGCGUUGACAAAAAAUAAUGUCUUUAUUACUUUUAAAUUUACUUACAAUGAACUGAAAUUGGAUUUGAAUUAGAAUUGAUAUCGUAGCUGCAGAAUUUUUACUGUUGACGUGUUUUUAAAGUACUAUUGCCUUGUUAAAACAUAACAAAUUUUCUAGUAAGUAUAUAAUAUAUAUGUUGAAAAUAUAAAAAAACGUUCUCAAUUAACCGUGUAAUUAUAUAAAAAAAAAUGUUGACAAGUAACCACCCAAACGAUCAAUGUUUUUGAUUCAGAUGUAAUUUAUCUUGCUUAUUAUAAGAAUCAAUUGUUUAAAAAUGCUUUAAGUGUGUGUAAAUUAGAUAUGAAAUAUAUAAUGAGUAUAAUUUUAUUUAUAUAAAAUAUCUAGCAGUGGCGGAUUUUAUCAACAGCUAAGUAGGCCGAGGACAAGGACGGAAUAUUAAACCUACAAUAAAAAAACAUGAUAAAAUUAUUUAUCUCUAAGUACUAUGAUUGUUCUAUUAAAAAUUGCUGUGACUUUUUCUAAGUAACGUCCUAAGUACCUAUCCCACUGUUUGAUAAAAGAUCCUCGUGUUAUGAGAUUUAAUUUUUUUCAAAAAAACUUAACAAAAUUUAUAUUUACUGUUUUUCUAUAUACACUAUUUCAUUAUAUACAAAUAUAUAUUUUUUUAAUUUUAAACGACCUUAUCCUAAUCCGCCACUGAUGUACAAUCAUAGGGCUGCCAACCACACUAAUAAUAAAUUUGUAUUAAAAAAUAUUACUUUAUUAUUGUUGAAUUUCAUUGAUAUUUUUUAUAUAAAAAGUAUCAAUGCAAAUAACUUUCACUGGAUAAAUAUAAAUCUGUUAAAAAUAAGUAUUAAAAGGUGGUAAUGGCUUUCGCACUUAAGGGACUGCAUGAAUUUUUGAAAUUAUCUUGAUUGCCAUUCACAGAUUUUUAAAAAUUUCGAGGUCUCACUAAAGAAAUAUCCACAAACAUUAAUAAUGACCUUCGAGCCUAUUGCUUAUUAGACAGACAGACAUUUUAGAAAACAUGUUUUGCUCAAGUACUAGAUAAAUUACAAAGAUUUUUCCAUACCAUUCCAUUUUAAUAUAAAAUAAAACUUACCUUGAAUGUGUUAAUUUGAAACAGCUUUAUUUAUUUUUUUGUGGAUGCUUACGUAAAUAAUCAGUAUUUACGUAUCUUUUAAUAUUCGCCAGAAUUGUAGCACCUUAUACGAUUUCAAAUCAAAAUGAUGUACUUUGUAGCACCUUAAAAUUUUAUAGAAACAUUCUAAUUUUAAUCCAGUUUAUAUUCCUAAACUGUAUUAUUUAUACGCUUUUAAUUUUAUUAAAAAAAAAGUAAUAAUUCUUAUUUUAAAUUACUUUUGUGGUAACAAAAAUAUUAAUAACUUGUUUUAAUUAAAUAAUUAAUAACUAUUGUUGGCAGUCCUAUAGACGUAUUAUAUUUUAAAACCAUUCCAUGCGUUUGCAGUUUACAUAUAGCGAGUAUCGUAUAGUAUCUGACGAUAUUUCAUCUAGUCGAUACAGUGAAAUAUUAUUUUGAAACAUGAUCUCAACUUUACAGAAGACAAUUUUUCUGGAUUUGAUUGAAUUCCAAAAUAUAUCUAUGUAUAUAUAGUAAUAAUUGUUGUAUCUACAAGCUAUACCAUAUAAAAAUUGUAUAUGUCUGCAAUUAUUGAAAGUUAAAAAAUAUUUUAAUCAAUAUAUUAUGCUAUAUUUUGAAAAAUAAUUUUAU
Molecule: messenger RNA, 5952 nt
Organism: Nymphalis io (European peacock)
Lineage: Eukaryota; Metazoa; Arthropoda; Insecta; Lepidoptera; Nymphalidae
Product: rab-like protein 6
Exons: 11
Coding region: 131-1885 (584 amino acids)
Cellular component (GO): cytosol; nucleus
Molecular function (GO): GTPase activity; GTP binding
Source: RefSeq, a predicted model, not a curated record